AUGGCUCGCAAAUUGAGUGAGAGUGGAGCUUUGCCGAAAGGGCAAAAACGCGCUCGAGAUUCUGAUGGAGAGAACUACCAAAGGGAUCGUUCAAGUAAAGAGGGAAAGAAAAGAAAGAAGGAGGCAGUUGUUGAGAGAUCGGAAGAGUGCAAUAGCGGAGCUGAUAAUUGCCAAUCUAAAGGCAAACAAAAAGAGAGAGAAGCCAAGGGUAAGCUAAAACCUCGUGGAAGAACUCAAGAACUCACAAGCUCAGAACAGAGUAAACUGCGAUAUUUUGGCGAAGAUCAGCUCGUUAAUUUCGGCAAAGAAGACAGGUUUAACGAAAGCAGCGAUCAAGAAAGUCUCAACAAAGAGAAACGAAAGAAAAAGGCACGUGGUAAUGACAGUUCACCGGUUCAAAAUGAAGAGAAACACGAGAAUAGGGAAAAUUCCAAAGGCACGUAUGAUAAAAAUGUGAAAAAAUCCUACAUUGUUGUUGGGAAGAAAAGAACCAAAAAGAGGCAUGAUGAUAAUACUUUUUUGGAAGAACAACAUGUAGGUAACCCGGAAACCACUAGUGAUGUAAACAGAGAUGAUAUUGAGAUAGAUAGCAAAAAGAAAAAGAAAAAGAAGAAAACAGGAAAGGAAUUACAUUACCUAUAUGAUACCCAAAGUAGUAAAGGACUUCAUAAGAAACUGUUAGAGACUUGGGAGGAAGCAGUCUAG
This is a messenger RNA of Stylophora pistillata, 705 nucleotides long. RefSeq lists its product as uncharacterized. NCBI's taxonomy places the organism in Eukaryota, Metazoa, Cnidaria, Anthozoa, Scleractinia, Pocilloporidae. The record is from RefSeq and is a predicted model, not a curated record.